This is a messenger RNA of Myodes glareolus (Bank vole), 2776 nucleotides long. NCBI's taxonomy places the organism in Eukaryota, Metazoa, Chordata, Mammalia, Rodentia, Cricetidae. The record is from RefSeq and is a predicted model, not a curated record.
CCGGCCGAUCCAGGUGAAGCCUGCGGACAGCGAGAGCCGAGGAGGUAGUAGCUGCCUGCGCCAGCCCCCUUCACAAGAUAGAAAACUCUUCGUGGGCAUGCUCAACAAGCAGCAAUCCGAAGACGACGUGCGCCGCCUCUUCGAGGCCUUCGGGAACAUUGAGGAGUGCACUAUCCUGCGCGGACCGGACGGCAACAGCAAGGGGUGCGCCUUUGUGAAGUACUCCUCCCACGCUGAGGCACAAGCCGCCAUCAAUGCUCUACACGGCAGUCAGACCAUGCCUGGAGCCUCCUCCAGCUUGGUGGUCAAGUUUGCAGACACUGACAAGGAGCGUACGAUGCGGCGGAUGCAGCAGAUGGCUGGCCAGAUGGGCAUGUUCAACCCCAUGGCCAUCCCCUUCGGGGCCUACGGUGCCUACGCUCAGGCACUGAUGCAGCAGCAAGCAGCCCUCAUGGCAUCGGUUGCACAAGGAGGCUACCUGAAUCCCAUGGCUGCCUUCGCUGCCGCCCAGAUGCAGCAGAUGGCGGCCCUCAACAUGAACGGCCUGGCAGCCGCACCUAUGACCCCAACCUCAGGUGGCAGCACCCCUCCAGGCAUCACUGCACCAGCUGUGCCUAGCAUCCCAUCCCCUAUUGGGGUGAAUGGCUUCACCGGCCUCCCCCCACAGGCCAAUGGGCAGCCUGCUGCGGAAGCUGUGUUUGCCAAUGGCAUCCACCCAUACCCAGCACAGAGCCCCACCGCAGCGGACCCCCUGCAGCAGGCCUACGCUGGAGUGCAGCAGUACGCAGGACCAGCUGCCUACCCUGCUGCCUAUGGUCAGAUAAGCCAGGCCUUUCCCCAGCCACCGCCAAUGAUUCCCCAGCAACAGAGAGAAGGGCCCGAGGGCUGUAACCUGCUCAUCUACCAUCUGCCCCAGGAGUUUGGGGACGCUGAGCUGAUGCAGAUGUUCCUCCCUUUCGGCCGGCACCCCGUGCCCUCCCGCUGCCAGGCCCCCUCCUGUCAGGGAGGACAGUGUGCAAUAAGCUCCUCCGCCCGCAGGCUUCGUGAGCUUCGACAACCCGGCCAGCGCGCAGACCGCCAUCCAGGCCAUGAACGGCUUUCAGAUAGGCAUGAAGAGGCUCAAGGUGCAGCUGAAGCGGCCCAAAGACGCCAAUCGCCCGUACUGAGCGCCGGCGGGAGCGUCCCCCGGGGGAGACCAGGACUCGCACAGGGCCAGUCAAAUCCACCACAGUCUCGCGCUGAGCUAGGAAUAAAGUUCACGUAAUCACAUGAGAGUGGAGAAAAGUCCCCCAUCCGGCAGGAUGCUGAACGGGCUACAUUAAAAACAAACCUCUUUCUCUCUCUAUUUAUAAAUGAGAACUGUUGGAUGACACCUUUGACAUAUCAGCCAAUACCAAUCAAGCUGAAGACUCCAGACACUCUGUGUGACUGUAACAUUUCUUCAAGGAAAGUAUAGCGUCUAUGGAGUGCAGAGGGCACGUGUUUGGGGAAAAAUACACAUGACAUAAAGAUGACGACGACAAAGAAAAAUGAGAUAAAACAAACAAAAUCCCGCAACUUUGAAACAAAAUAACGCGAGCCCAGAUGAGGAAGCUGAAGGGCUGGGCACUGGAAGAGCCACUGCUGCUGCCAAUCGAUCCUGGGGCUUUUCCAGCCCGUGGGCACCUGAGGCAGGCAGAGCAAGCGUGUCGCGGGGCCUGGUCCCCAGCAGGCGGCUGGGAGGCCGCCACUGAGCAUCUCUAUCUGUCAUUCCUUUAGCUAUUUAGGGACCAAAGGACCAAACUUUUUAUUGCAGAUGUGUAGCUCUGUCUAUUAGAGGUGGAAUGGAGGCCAAACUCCUUCCUGCCUCCUGGCUGUUCUUGAAACAGCUUUAGAGCGAUUCUAUGAAAAAUGUAAUAAAAAAAAAUAAAAAAUAAUAAAAAAAUUUAAAAAUGAACAAAAAAAACAGGAAAAAAUAAUGCUUCAACGCUUUUAAAACAGCAAGAUACUAGUUCUUUGAUACUUUGAGAGGCGCUUUGAUUACCCCCAUUGAAGUCUCUGAAACUUUCCUAUGGUUUUCUGUAUUAUACGUCUGGAUGGAGCUGUUAAGAUAAACCUAUUGGUGGAUAUUUGGGGAAAGCAACAAAGAUAUUAAAUCAUUAUCCAAGAAGAGUGAGAACACGUGGGGAAUCAAGGGACUUCGAAGGCAAGGUAAUUGUUGUGAAAAGUCUGUAAAUGCUUCUAACUUUUCCCCCCUCUUAAAACCAUAAUAGUUGUACAGAAUUUUAAAAGGAAAAGUUUAAAAUACCUAUAUCAUAGAAGAAAAAAAUUAGAGGAAAGCAAAAAAAUAAAAAAUAAAAAAAGGAAAAAAAAACCUUAUAGAAGUUAGCGUUAUGCUAAAAUCCCAGAUGUUGUAGGACUGUACUUCUGUAGAGUUUAGACUGAGCAUCGAUCCCGUCUCCCCGCGAGUGCUGUCGGACUCGGUCCCCAGGGCCCAGACCGGACUGUCCAGACCUGCGGGCUCCAGCCGGAAGCGCCCCUCCGCUAGGAAGCGCCUCUCCGGAAGCGUCCUGCCGCCUCUCGCUUCGCCCGCCCGCCCGGGAGCCGCGCGCGUGCGCGCUCUCCGCCCUCCUCACCUCUGCUUCACUCGCCUUCUGUGCUUGUUCCGGAGACUUUCCAGGUCAGGGAGAACUGGGAACUUUUCAUCUUCAAACAACUAGACAACACACACACACACAAAACCUUAAACAAGAGAGAGAAAAACAAACAAUCUUUGAAGAAUUUCUGAAACUGUUUA